This is a messenger RNA of Grammomys surdaster, 4540 nucleotides long. It is a transcript of the gene Fam120b, whose product is annotated as family with sequence similarity 120B. The transcript has 11 exons. The record is from RefSeq and is a predicted model, not a curated record. Bases 335 to 2692 code for a protein of 785 amino acids. Gene Ontology annotation, cellular component: nucleus. NCBI's taxonomy places the organism in Eukaryota, Metazoa, Chordata, Mammalia, Rodentia, Muridae.
UGAGCAUGCUGGAGCCUGCAGAUCUGAAAUCUGGUUGACGCGUCUGCAGCCACUGCUGAGCUUUGGGUAGGCCAGGUUCGAGGAUCGGCCCUGGAUCUCUGCUGUCGCGCUUCCCUACCCCGGGCUCCUUCCAGCACCAAGUCCGCUAUCCCUGCCGUGGCCACGCCCCUCUGUGCCCUACGUCCUGGCUUCUCUGCAUCCUGGCUGCUCUGCGUCUGUCUGUUCCCCCCGGUGGAGGGGAGAGGCAGCCAUCCUUCAGGUGGAGCGAAGUGGAGACUCUUCCUGAGCCCAGCUGCAGGACACUGAACACCAACGAGAUUCACAAAAUACAAUUAUGGGUGUAAGAGGUUUGCAGGGGUUUGUGGGAAGUACCUGCCCACAUAUAUGUACAGUAGUAAAUAUUCACGAGCUGGCAGAGCAUCACCGAAACAAGUACCCUGGACGUACGCCUACCAUUGUGGUGGAUGCUAUGUGCUGUCUCCGAUACUGGUACACACCAGAGUCUUGGAUCUGCGGCGGCCAGUGGAGAGAAUACUAUUCUGCUUUGAGAGAUUUUGUUACAGCCUUCACAUCUGCCGGCAUCAAGUUAAUAUUCUUCUUUGAUGGCAUGGUGGAGCCGGGUAAGCGGGAUGAGUGGGUAAAGCGUAGACUUAAAAACAACAGGGAGAUAUCCAAGAUUUUCCACUAUAUCAAGUCAAAAAGAGUCCAGCCAGGCAGAAACAUGUUCUUCAUUCCCUCGGGUCUGGCUAUAUUUACACGGUUUGCCCUGAAGUCACUGGGCCAGGAGACUUUCUGUUCAUUACAGGAGGCAGACUAUGAGGUGGCUUCUUACGGCCUCCAAAACAACUGUCUUGGAAUCCUUGGGGAAGACACUGACUACUUAAUUUACGACACUUGCCCCUACUUUUCAAUUAGUGAUCUCUGCCUAGAGAGUCUCCGAACCAUCAUGCUCUGUCGAGAAAAGCUCUGUGAGAGCCUGGGCCUCCAUGUGGCAGACCUUCCUCUGCUGGCCUGUCUGCUGGGCAAUGACAUCACUCCAGAGGGCAUGUUUGAAAGCUUUCGGUACAAAUGCUUGUCGUCCUAUACUUCUGUGAAGGAGAACGCAGGCAGAAAGGGAAAUAUUAUCUUAGCUGUCUCAGACUAUAUCUCCAAAGUUCUUCAUUUGUAUCAAGGUGAGAAGAAAAUAGAAGAGAUGCUACCCUUGGGGCCAAACAAAGCUCUUUUUUAUAAAGGAGUAACAUCAUAUCUUUUGCCAGGCCAGAAAUCUCCAUGGUUAGUUCAAAAACCCAAAGACAUAAUAACAGACAAGCAAAUGGUGAGUUUAAACCCUGAAUCCAAGCAAGAAGUCCCUAUGUGUAUAGAUCCUGAAUUCAAGCAAGAAGUUCCUGUGUGCACUAAUCCCGAGUCCAUGCAAGAAGUCCCCAUGUGUAUGGAUCCUGAACCCAACCAGGAAGCUUCCAUGUGCACAGAUCCUGAAUCCAAACAAGAAGUGCCCAUGUGCACAGAUCCCGAAUCCAAGCCAGAAGUUUCCCUGUAUACACACCCAGAGAGCAAGCAAAAAUCACCUUCAGAAAUAGACACUGAAUUUAAUCUAGAAGCACUCAUGUGUGCACACCCUGAAGUUAAACAAGAAGACGCCAUGGAUAUGGAACCUGAAAUAAAGCAAGCAACCAUGGUUUCAGAGUCUGAGAUCUUAAAGAUUGCCAGGAUGCAGCAUGUCCACUCAGAAAGCUACCUAGUGUACAACAUAAUGAGCAGUGGAGAGAUAGAGUGUAGUAACACCCUGGAGGACGAGCUGGACCAAGCCCUACCGAGCCAAGCCUUCAUCUACCGCCCAGUCCGGCAGCGUGUCUACUCACUCUUAUUUGGGGACUGGAAAGAUGAAGCCAGCAACGGCCCAGUGGUCAAGGAGUGGUUUGUGUACCCUGGUAACUCCCUGAAGCACCCAGACCUAGUUAGGCCUCUGCAGAUGACCGUUCAAGGGGGAACACCUAGCUUGGAAGUUCUGUGGCUCAGCCAAGAGCCAGAAGCACAGGCCCGGCGCCUGGACACGUUGCUAGCCUGCUUCAACCUUUCCUCCUCAAGAGAAGAGCUGCAAUCAGUUGAAAGCCCAUUGAGAGCACUGUGCUGCCUCCUGAUAUACCUCUUUGUCCAGGUGGACACUCUUUCCCUGGAAGAUCUACAUGCAUUUAUCGCUCAGGCCUUGUGUCUCCAAGGAAAAUCAACCUCCCAGCUUAUGCACUUACAGCUGGAUUACAUUAACUCCAGAGCUGUGCAGCUGGGGUCCCUCCUUGUCCGAGGCCUUACCACGUUGGUACUAGUCAACAGCGCAUGUGGCUUCCCCUGGACAACAAGUGAGUUUAUGCCCUGGAACAUAUUUGACGGCAAGCUUUUCCAUCAGAAGUACCUGCAGUCUGAAAAGGGAUAUGCCGUGGAGGUUCUUUUGGAACAAAAUAGAUCGUGGCUCACCAAGUUCCACAACCUGAAGGCAGUGGUCUGCAAGGCCUGCUCCAAGGAGAACCGACGCAUUGUAGGCAGAACACAUUGGAACUCUCACUACACAGGAAGGCAAGGGAGACAGAGCCACAGCUCCUACAGGACAGGCUCCACACAUGGUCAUUCUGGGCAGUCGUGGAGAGACCAGGGUUCAGGAGGCAGACAGCAUGAGCAUGACCACUGGAGAAGAUACUAGGUGUCGUACAGAAGAGUGUGGAAAAAGGGUCAGUGCCCGGACUCCGCCCUCCUUCCAAGGAGUGUUCAGAGUGACAUCACCCAGUCUCAUCAGCAAGGACAGCAACUGGGACUACACUUAAAGGAAGGAAAAAUUUCUUUUCAGAGGUUUCUAACGGUAGAAAGAUCCUAUUGGUUUGUUUCAGAGGUUGAUCCUGACUCCCAUGACCUAGAAACACUUGACUCUAACAUCAAGAAGGCUCUCCUGACCUUAGCAGGAGUCUAAUUCCCAACAUUUUCUUGCUAUUAAAUUGUGAAAAUGUUGCUCAAAUCAUUAGUCUUUGAAAUCAUGAUGUCUUCGUGUUUUUCUGUCAUUGUGGAAAGGCACCAUGACCAAAGCGACUUACAAAAGAAAGCAUUUAAUGUGGGUCUUAGGGUUCCAGAGGGUGGUAGAGCCCAUGACCAUCAUGUUGGGGUACAUGACGACACCAGGCGAGGACUAGCCAACAGAAAAUGGCUCAGGGUUUUGAAACUUCAAAGCCCACCUGCCAGCAACACCUCCAUCAGCAAAGCCACGCCUCUUCCAGUAAGGCCACUCCUCCUAAUCCUUUCUAUCAACUGGAGACCAAACAUGCUAGCUUAUGGGGCCAUUCUCAUUCAAACCACUACACAUGAUAUCUAAUAGCUAUACAGUCUGUCAAAAAUUACCUUUUCAUUAGAAAAUCUAACAGAAGUGUUUAUCUGUUUUCUUUCUUGAUCCACAAAGUAUUUGGAUAGGAAAAAAAAAAACAAUAAAUUCUUGCUUUCUUGUGGGAGAGUUGGUUCUGCUUGGAGGAAAGAUGGCUCAGUGGUUAAGAACAGCGGCUGCUCUUCCAGAGACUCAAGGUAUGAUUCCCAUCACCCACACGGUGGCUCACAGCUGUCUGUAACUCCAGUUCCGGGGGAUCUCCUGUGAGCACCAAACACAAGUGAUGCCCAGACAUGCAUACAGGCAAAACACCCAUAAAGAUGAAAUAUUUAAUAAUUAAAAAAAAAAGAUUUUUAAAGAAGCAUAGUGGGUUAAGCUUAAAGUAAGAUCCUCUUUAAACUUUGAGGUUCUUAUCUAUCUCCACUGGGGAUACAAGAGUAGCUAUGCCUGUCCAGGACCCUUAUGGCCCUGCUAUAUCUCUGGGGACACUUAGUUCCCUAGGGAGAUGUAAGCACUCUGGUCAUUGGAAGAUGUAUCCUUUCAGUGCUCCUGUCUUUAAGAUUUUAGUAAGCUUCUAAAACUGUUCCUUUUCAUCUUUAUGCUGACAGUUUUCCCGACCACUGGCUCAACCAUGCUGUGCGGUUUCACCUUGAGUUUCUCUUGGGUUUCGCCUUGAGAUUCUUGUGUUUACCAGAAAGGUAUAGAUAUAUCUCCCACAAUUGAACAUGGUUGUAUUUGUUCAGCUUCUUUCUGCUCCUGAAGGACUUGAGCAUAGUGUGUCUGCAGAUCAUGUAGCUGCCAUGACGUUGCUGCCUAGAUUUGGAACUGGCUUCUCUGGUCCCUCCCGCGAAUACUGUCUUCUCCCUUUCUGCUACUUUCAAACACUGCUGCGUUUAGAUGUCCUGUUUCUCUGCUGUUUACUUGUGUAACUUUGAAUUAAGAUUCUGGUCUCUUAGAUUGAAUAUUUCUAUGAAGUUGUUUUCCGUCAAAGAAGCUGCAACCUGACUUGUCAAUAAAAUGCGUAUGUCAGUCACAAGUUUAAAUAAGCCACUGUGUUGAUGGAAUAUUUAUCACAUUUAGAGCUUUUCCAGUGACAGCAUUGCUUACAUUGCUUUCCAGUCAAGUCUUGCGAUAGAAUUUCCACAUAUCAAUUCAAAAUAAAAAUGCAUUUUUAAACUCCUA